CUCAAGUGGGCGACUGUACAAGUUGCUAUGAAGCGUGCUUCCUCAUCAGAUAGGUCCUCACUGGGCCCUUUAAGGAUUCGGAAUGAAGACAGUUCUCGCAACAGUCGGAACUCCAUAUCAAAUUCAGCUCGUACAUCAAAGAGUGGCAGAUCUUUAUCUGGUAACCGAAUGUCGACUGGAGGUCGCCCUUCAAUUUCAAACAGUAGGCCGUCAAUCUCAGGCAACAGGAAGUCUAUGUCACAAGUUCCUAGGUUUGGUCAGGCACAAAAAAGCAGGUUGUCUCGAGGAAGUGGUGUAGGUAUGAGGAGCAAUGGUGUACCAAAAGAUCCACGACCUGUAUCGGACAAGUCAUACCAACUGAAAUCUAUCAAGACAGUUCUAGAGUUUUUAACAGAGCGAGGAUACCCACAUAACAUUACCCCAAAAAUAUUGCAAUCACCAACAUCAAAAGAUUUCUUCAAAAUAUAUGAGUUCAUAUAUGGAUUCAUAUCUCCGAAGUACAAGAUAUCACCGAAACCAGAGGAAGAGAUUCCACGUAUCUUGAAGUUGAUUGGCUAUCCAUUUCUGAUAUCUCGAACGUCUAUGUUUGCUAUUGGCAGUCCACACACAUGGCCGCACAUCCUUGUGGCUUUGACAUUUCUCAUUGAGCUUAUCAAUUAUGGGAUGGCAAUUGGUGAGCAUGUGGAAAAUUUGAUGUUUCCUCCAGAUGACGAUGUCUUUGACAGUGAAAGUAUGUCAGAAACACAGAUAUUUCAUCAGUAUAUAUGUGGUACAUACCAUUCAUUCAUGGAUGGUAAUGACGAGUAUUUGGAAGAAGACAGUAACCUCAGAACAACAUUAAGACACAAGUUGCUAGGGGCCGGUGGUAUUGAUGGUUUGAUAGAUGAGAACAAUGCUCUGGAACAACAGUUAGAACUUCUGGAGAAAGAUACAGACCGUUUGAAAGCAGCCAAUCAGAGGUUAGAAUUGUUACAGCACGAUGAUGAAAGACUGGUUAGUUAUUUGAAUGAGUUGGAGACACACAAACGACAACAGGAACAACAGUUGUCCGAGGUGGAGGAACGCUGUGCUAAUAUUGCAAUUGAGCUGGAAUCUGAGAAUGCAAAGAUACUAAAGAUGCAGUUGAUCUAUGAGAACCAGGAGUUCACACAAGAAGACGUGGAGAGAAUAAACAUGAGACGUAGAGAACUGCAACGUCAGAAAGCAGAUGUCGAGAAAAAUUGCCAAGGGGUUGAUGAGGAUAUUUGGAAGGAGGAGAUAGCUUUGUCAAAAGAAGUAGAACAGAUUCAGACCAAGUGUCAGGCAUAUAAUAAACUGGCUCACAGUUUAAAACUGAUCCCUAUAUCAGCGGAGAACUCAUCUGGCAUUGACUAUGAACUGAAGAAAACAGCCUACAAUGACGGCUCUGUGUCCAACUUUCAGGAUAUCAUAAAGGUAAAAACUUUGAUAAGUAAGCAGGACAUCAAAGAAUUUUUUGAGCUAUUGUAA
Molecule: messenger RNA, 1488 nt
Organism: Mercenaria mercenaria
Lineage: Eukaryota; Metazoa; Mollusca; Bivalvia; Venerida; Veneridae
Product: kinetochore protein NDC80 homolog
Exons: 12
Coding region: 28-1488 (486 amino acids)
Biological process (GO): attachment of mitotic spindle microtubules to kinetochore
Cellular component (GO): Ndc80 complex
Source: RefSeq, a predicted model, not a curated record